GCAUAGUACAACAUUUGGGCUUUUAUCUCUUUUCCCCAUGAACAUACUCUGUCACCAAUACUUCUUUCUCUAUUCUUGUCUCAGUUCUUCCAUGAACUGAAAAAAAAAUCCAAGAACUGAAAAAAAAAAAAAAAAAAAUUAAAAAAUCACAAAUCCUGUUAAGAUGCUAUCAGCAUCAGAACCACCGGCAACGGCCGCCACUCCACCGCCGCAAUCCUCCGAAGACGACUUUUUCUCAUCAGCAUCGUUAGCAUCAACGUCUGCCACGUCAUCACCGUCCACGUCACCACCACAACCUCAUCCCCAGAUCCCAGUUACAUGGCCUGAUGACGGAACCCUAACCCUAACUUGGGUUAACAAUCUAAUGCUAGCAUUUGAUUGGUCAUCUAAGAAUCUAUCUCCUGAAGAACUUCCAUCUGUGUUGCCUGUACCUGUUUUUGAUAAGCUUGUAUUGACGGGUUCGAAGAUCUUGCAUAAAGAGCCUAAUUGUGUGUGUAUUGAUAGCGGGUUAGGGUUGGGUUCGGAUUCGAAGGUGGUUGUUGUUGGUGAUGUACAUGGGCAGUUGCAUGAUGUGUUGUUCUUGUUGAGAGAUGCGGGUUUUCCUUCUGAUGAUCGGUUCUUUGUGUUCAAUGGGGAUUAUGUUGAUAGAGGUGCUUGGGGUCUUGAGACCUUUCUUCUCUUGCUGGCUUGGAAGGUUCUUAUGCCCAAUAGGGUGUUUCUCCUUCGAGGAAAUCACGAGUCAAAAUACUGUACUUCUGUUUAUGGUUUUGAAAAGGAAGUUCUGGCAAAGUAUGCGGACAGUGGGAAACAUGUCUAUAGAAAAUGUUUAGGAUGCUUCGAAGGACUUCCUCUUGCCUCCAUUAUCGGUGGUAAUGUCUAUACUGCACAUGGAGGUAUUUUCCGCACUGUUGCUGUCACUCCAGCUAAAAGAGCUAAAGGGAAGAAGAACCGUAAAAUAGUUUUGAAUCCUGAUGUAAGUGCUUUAUCUCUUGGUUCUAUGGAGGAGUUAUUAAAAGCCAGGAGAUCUGUCCUUGAUCCUCCUUGGGAAGGUACAAAUCUGAUACCUGGUGAUGUAUUAUGGUCAGACCCUUCAAUGAAGAAGGGACUUUCCCCGAAUAAAGAAAGAGGAAUUGGUCUCUUAUGGGGUCCGGAUUGUACAGAAGAUUUUUUGAAGAAGUUGAAUUUAAAGUUGAUUAUAAGGUCACAUGAAGGUCCAGAUGCAAGGGAAAAGCGACCUGGACUUGAAGGAAUGGAUCAAGGGUACACUAUAGAUCAUGAUGUCGCAUCCGGGAAAUUGAUUACAGUAUUUAGUGCCCCAGACUAUCCACAGUUUCAGGCAACCGAGGAUAGGUACCGAAAUAAAGGAGCAUAUAUUAUUUUGGAACCUCCUAAUUUUGACAUCCCUGUUUUUCGUAGUUUUGAAGCAGUUACUCCAAGACCAAAGGCAAAUCCAUUCUAUGAUUUUGAAGAUUGCAUUGAUUCUGAUGAAGAACUAGACUUGGCAUCUAUGGCUACAUCGUAGUUGUUCUCAUGAUCAGUGCAGCGGCUUUUGCAAACUUAAAAUAUUUGUACAUGUUGAUAUAUUGGUUUUGAGGUGAUAUAAGUAAAAUUACUGCCAAACUAUUUCUCCUCCAACCUUCCUUGCCUGAUAGAGAAAUAUGUAUCAUGGUUUUGCUCAGAGCAGUUGCCGAUGUACAAUCAUUUUUGUAUCAAAAUUUAGAUUGGUUACUUCUUGUAUAGCUAUUAUCUUUAGUGCUACUUGUUUUGCUACCAUGGAGGACUUUUCCUUCAUAAUAUAUGCUCUUGAGAAGGUUUAUCUUUCA
Molecule: messenger RNA, 1823 nt
Organism: Lycium barbarum (goji berry)
Lineage: Eukaryota; Viridiplantae; Streptophyta; Magnoliopsida; Solanales; Solanaceae
Product: serine/threonine-protein phosphatase 7
Exons: 5
Coding region: 164-1522 (452 amino acids)
Cellular component (GO): cytosol; nucleus
Molecular function (GO): protein serine/threonine phosphatase activity
Source: RefSeq, a predicted model, not a curated record